Molecule: messenger RNA, 2364 nt
Organism: Acanthaster planci (crown-of-thorns starfish)
Lineage: Eukaryota; Metazoa; Echinodermata; Asteroidea; Valvatida; Acanthasteridae
Product: cAMP-responsive element-binding protein-like 2
Biological process (GO): regulation of DNA-templated transcription
Cellular component (GO): nucleus
Molecular function (GO): DNA-binding transcription factor activity
Source: RefSeq, a predicted model, not a curated record
UCAUCUUUGUUUUGGUUCCGGGAAAACGUCUAUCAUGUCGGUCGACAAUCGACGGCUGUCCCAGAUAAAAUUAAGACAAAGAGACAAAAAGGAGAAGUUAUUUCAAGCAACUUGGUGGAAUUUGUAGUCGGUAGACCGUUCUGAAAAUAUGACGAAGCCUGUUGGUCGGCAGAAUGACCAGGAAUCAAUGGAAGAUGAUGGCACAAAAAAGCCAAAGACGGCCAGUGUCUCCUCGGGGAAAAUCCGGAAAGCUGGCAGCAAGCGGGGACGGAAGCCCUCCAAGAUUGACCAGAAGGCCAAGCUGGAGCGAAGCCGGCAGAGCGCCAGGGACUGCCGAGCUCGCAAGAAGCAGAAGUACCAGAUGCUCGAAGAGAUGGUAGCCAAUAAGGAACGAGACAUCUGCGCUCUGAGGGAGGAACUGGACAUGUACAAGCAGUGGUGUAAAAAGAUAGACCAAGGCACCAUCCCUCCUGAGAUCUAUGAGAACCUCCAAUUGGGGGAAGUACCAGCAAAGGGCAACGAUCAACUGAAAGAUGACUCAUCUUUAAAACAAAGUCACCUAUCUGAAAUUGCAACAGACUGAUACCCAAGUCGGUAGAAAUUCGGAAGGAAAAAAGGGAUGGCGUGAAGGGGAAUGGAAUCCUGAACAAGAGAAUGCGAACCCAGGUGUUCGGUGUGACAAUGUUUUCUGCCUGUACGGGUAUACAUCUAUGUGUAUAUUGUGCUAUGUCACGUGUACCAUUAAACAAGUUUUUGUGAUAACCUGGUAGACGGCCAACUUUUCAUAAAUGUUUGGAAGAGAGUUAAAAUGAUAUUGGAAAUGGGUGUUAAAAUUUAAUUUGUUUAAAUUGUUAAUUGCUUGAUACAGCACAUAGGCAUUGAUAGUCGCAUAUGCAUAGUUUCACAAGAGUUUCAAGGCUUUGACCAAUCAAGAUGCACGAAAUGUGUUGACCCUUUCAAAACGCUCUGCUGGUGGACAGGUCCAGACAUGUCAACCCAUUCAAACGCGCAUUGUUAUAGAGGCCAGCGUGUUGCAAACUCCUGGUGGCACACUAUUGUGAAUCGCCCCUAUUGUCCACACUGCUCAUCUGAUCCAAAGUGUCCGCGCUAGCCUUUAAUGGAGAUGAAGUAGGUUUUAUACAACACCUGCAUAAAUCCCCGUCAUCUAAUUGAUGGAUCGGCGAUCACAUGGCAUUGAAUUAUUUGUACCAACACACAGCUGCUACACGACACACGCACAACGCCCAGGCAGAUUGAGUAUGAAAGUACUGUGCGUUAGAAAUGGAUAACGAACACCUCCAGAUUGAUUGCACUGCAACUUCUAGUAGCGCAAGUUUUUCUAUGGCAAAAUGAAGAGCGAUCAAGCUGCACUGUUCACAAUUCUACAAAAUAAUUAUAAGAACUUGGUUUUGUAGUAAUGCUGAUGCUGCCAACGUAAGGAAACAGAUAAAAUGCUGCCAGAUGAUCAAACAAACUUGGAAUGUGAUGUUGAAAAAUUAUAGGAUUCACAACUUGACAACUUCCAGUUUGAAUCAGUUAAUUGAUCAAGCUGUACUCAGAAAAUCAGAUGACAAGGAUUAACAGGUGUUGUAUAAAACGAAUAAUGAAUGCUUUGCGUACGCACAGUGGUCAGAUUGAUUGCAUUCGGUGACAGAUAAAAUGGUGUAUUGUACCCGGCUUUGCCUUGUGGAAUAGAUCGUUUCAUCUGUCACCUCCAGCAAUUAUUCCUAAACAUUCAUUAUUUGCAUAAUAACUUCCAGUUUCUGGGAUCUUGUGCAGAUUGAUGCAUCGUGGUACAUCACUCACCAAAGCAACACAUUUCUGUUGUUCUUGGGCACAAAUGACACCAUUGUGAAAUGCGAUAACAUUUAGCCCUCGUAAUUACCAGUCAGCAGAUGCAUAGUCCCCCACACAACUGCAGAGCGAGAAUGUGUUUUGAUGUACAGUUACAACACUUUUGAGGGCUUAAUCUAUUGCUGGAAAUCAUUUCUCUUGUGUAGCUGAUCGGAAAACAUCUGUGUUUACUGAGUGCUUUAUUUACAGGGUAAUAAAACUGAAGCAGAUGUGUUCGCCGAUCAGCUGCAGGAAGAGCAUGAUUGCCGAGAACCAGACACGUCUUACAAUUUGUAAUUAAAGUUGUGACAGAUCUUAGACAGAUUGGAAUACAGACCUAAAUGAAGAUGUGCACCAUGAAUAUUGUGAGGUGUUAUCUGCAUGCAGUACAGUUGGGAAAUCUGCCAUAUUCUAUUACUUUUCUGCGUGGGGGCUUCAGAAUUGUGGAGAUUUUCUUAAAGAGCACCUCUAAGUGAAACAUGGUUCUCUGAUUUUAUCUGUUCAAAUAAAUUUGGAAGCAUCCAAAUCGAA